AUGAAGGGUUUCGCUUUUGUUUUGUUGUGCGUGCUCGUCGCCGUGCAGGGUCGCCACACUGGCGUCGAGAAGGCUGGUAGCGCUGCCGCCCUGGGUGAAAAACCCUGGUUUGUGCACCUCCGCAUCGCCGUCUCCACCAGUGGCCUCCUGAACACCUGCGCUGGAUCCCUCAUCGGAAACAGAUGGGUGCUCACCGCUGCCAGCUGCAUCUCUGAUGCUCGUUUCAUCUGGGUCCGCUACGGCGUCGUCGACGUGAUCAGGCCUUCCCUGGUGACUGAGAACUCCCUGACUGUCAUCCACCCUGAGUACGACCCCGUCUCUGGCAAGAACAACGUCGCCCUCAUCAACAUCAACAGAGAGGUCGUCAGCACUGAGAACAUCUCUCCCAUCUCCCUGUCCGGAGUUGACGCCGAAUCUGGAUCCUUCUGCGCCUUCGGAGCUAGUGACGGCAAGCCUGGUGAACAGCUGAACUGCUACGACGCCGCCAUCUCUCAGGAUGAGGAUGGUCUCAGUGUUUCUGGCGACUUCGAGGUUUCUGAAUUCGACCUUGGAGCCCCAGUUGUGAGCGAAGGUGCUCAGGUCGCUCUUCUCACCGGAUCUGCUGGUUCCUUCACCGAGGUCGGCAGCUACAUCGACUGGAUCCAGAGGUCGACUGGUGUCAGCUUCAACUCUGAAGCUGUCGCUGCUGAAGCCGUCCACUUCGUCUAA
Molecule: messenger RNA, 708 nt
Organism: Spodoptera littoralis (African cotton leafworm)
Lineage: Eukaryota; Metazoa; Arthropoda; Insecta; Lepidoptera; Noctuidae
Source: the annotation of a GenBank genome assembly